UGGGGUUGGGGGAGGAGGGAGAGCGGGAUGGGGAGUUGGCAAGGGGGAAGGGGUUGGAACAGACGGGGUCGGUGUCGGAGAGGGGAAGGAGAGCGGCUGAGAGACGGUCGAAGAGGAGGAAAACUAUGGGGGAUGUGCCUGUGCCGACGCUGGAGAGGAGGACGUCGAGUUUCCACACCCAGACUUUGACGCAGUUUUUGGGGAAGGAACGGGGGGAUGAUCAUGGGCUGAGGGUAGAGGACGAGGAUGAGGAGCGCGAGGGAGGCAAUGAUAAAGUCUCGCUCCCGGGAGGCUCGAUAACCCCUACGAAACAGCACGCGCCGAUCAAGGGCGGGAAAGCCAAGGCACCUGCCUCGACUGGCCCGCACACACCCAGCAACAAGCGCAUCAAGGUCAACAUUGACGAGGUCCCCUCCUCGCAGCCGACACCGUUCACCCCGUUGCUGGGUCAUUACAGUCCUAUUCCGUUGUCAACAAGGUCGCCGCUUGCCCAGAAAUCGACGAACCUGGAUGCCCCGCCGCCCACUGUCGAGACAGUCUCGAAAUUGCCGCGGAAUCUGGUCAUCCAAGACAGCUACAGCACGGGCAGCAGCGACGGCCUUCCGUCAUCCUCCGUGGCGGGCGAGUCACCGAAAAAGGAGGGGGACUCUUUGAGAAGAGAGCCGUUGGCUGAAAUACCGCUUGCGAGUUUGGAGCUUGGCGGAACCCCUGCGGACGGCGAAACACCGAACACAGCGAGGAAGCGGUUGUUUUUUGAGAUUCCGGACUCGGACGAUGAUCUGGAAAGCAUUGGGUCGACUCCAUUCAAGACGCGGUCAACGCAGCAGACGCCCUUGAGGAAGGUUAUGAGCGCUGCGGUCAACUUUGCCGUACCGGCUGAUCUGGGAUCGAGUCAACGUCCGCCAGGUGCUGCAGUGGCCAACACGCCCUCAGGCAGCUCUAACAAGGAAAAUAGCUCGCCAGCGAUUCAAGUCUGGGAGGAUGAUGGCGAGUCUACUGCGAGUGAGGGUGAGGAGCCUGGCACGCCAACUCCGACCUUGGGAAGGACGAGGCCGCGGACUGUGAGGAGUUCAGCCAACGCGACUCAAGUCAGUCCCAACACUGCCUCUCAGUUUUGGACCGCGUCGUCACAAAAUACCGACCAUAAGGGGAAGCAUACGGGCAAGUCGGACAAGACGGCGAUCCAGUCUUCCACCCAACUGGUGGCGACUGAGCAGCCAGCUGUCGGCGCAGACGAAGCGCCAAGUACACCAACCCCAGCUCCGCGGGAGCUUACAUCUCAACGCCUCGCAAAGACUGCCGGUGGAGAAGGAAUCGUCAAACCCGCCCUCCACGGUGAGGAUGCGGGGGAGUUGACAGCCAGCGAGAAUGAGGCGGAGUACGUGCCUACUUCCAUCCUUCGGAAGCCGAGUUCUCAGAAGGCCUCUCACAGCGAGGAGAAGGGCCGUUCUACGCCCGAACUGCCUGGAUUGGAAGACUCAACCAGCGAAGGCCCCGUCACGCCGACACCGGCCGUCCGGAGAGUCCACAUUGAACUGCCCCCGCCAUCCACGACCGACGAGAUUUGCAAAGAGACUCCGAGAAAACCCCACAAGAAAUCAUCGCCGAUCUAUCAACGGCACACCCAAGCCAGAUCCCAAUACUAUAGUCAAGGAUUCGAGAGCCAGCGGGUCCCGCUGGAAGUAAUUCACUCCCUGGGGCCGCAAACAGAUCGUUCAGACAUUCUCAUCUGGGUACAGCCUGAAAUCGUCGACCAGAUUGUCCAGGGAAUACGAGAUCACGAGUUUCGCAACUACAAAUUUCCCGUGCAGGUCUCGCGCUGCUGGAUUUAUACCACUCUUCCGGUGGGCGAGGUCAAGUACAUGGCGACAAUAGGACCUGCCCAAGAGCCAGGUCAGAUCGACAGCGGCAGCGGUCUCGGAAACGCCGAGUUCAACGCGGGCAUGACGGGCUUCACCUUCGCAUACAAGCUGCUGCAGGUGUAUCAGCUUAACAACCCGGUGCGACUGAGGGACAUGCCUAACUACGGCCUGGGGAUCGGGCUGCCGGAGAAAUACAGAUACAUUCCACCGGCCGUUGUGGGACAGCUGUUGGCGAAUCUGCGAUGUGCCUUGUUCGCGGACGAGGAUGAGCAGGACGAGGAGGCCGAAGAGAACGAGGAGGCCGGCGGCGGUGUGACGAUCUCACAGGAGGUGGAGGAGCAGCUCCGCAGCGACAUUUUACACUCGACACAGUUGUUGUCGAGUGUGGCGCGUCGCCGCGAAGAGGAGGAAGACGUGAUUCCGGCCAGCCAGAGUCCGUUGAAGCACCGCUCCACUGCGGCCGCUGCCCGCACAACGGAAGACAAAACCUCCGGCCCGGCCAGCCAACGACUGCGGCAUCACAACCAGCAGCAAAGCCGGAACUCUCGGUCGCCGCCCCCGCCGCACCGCGCCCCAGCGGCCGCCAGCACGAGGCGAACACCAAGCAUCGUCCGCCCGUCCCAGGCAACAACGGCCUCGGACAUCUCGGCCCCUCCCAGCUCCGCCGUGUCGUCCCCCGCUGGUCAGUCGUCAUCCGCGGCAGCGUCGGUCCCGCGGCCGCCGAUGCCCGAGUCGAGCGAGCCGUCGCUGCCGGAGCUGCGGGAUCUGGGAGAGUCGGAGAGCCUGCUGCCGCCGCUGCCGCCGGCGGGCUCGUCGUCGCAGGCGGCGCUGUUGCCGCCUGAUAGUCUGCUGGUGGACGACGUGAGGAUGGCGCCGCCGCCUGUUGUUGUUUCGGACUCGGAAGAUGACGGCGGUGAGGAUGGGGAGGGGAGGUAUUGAUUUUGGGGUUCCAGGGUGGUAGUUAUGGGAGAUGCUACGGAUGGUGUACACUACAGAACUACGGAGGGUUUGGCGUUCUUGUUUUGGGAGGUGGGCUUAAACAAAGGCUUGGCUGGACCUGCAUUUCCUUCUUUGCUUUGUGAAGAAGGAGAGAGCACUGGGUGAGGGAAAUCGGAGAGAACUGGUGUUGAGCUAUGGAGUGAGGUUCGGGUAGCUGGAUGGCUGAUUAUAGUGUAGAACGAACUGCAAGACCAGGUGACAGUCGUUGGUUUGAGCGAGUUCCCUGUGGGAUGUGUUUCAGAUGGAAGCACAAAGCUGACAGUUACAAUCAUAGUUACAAGUGACUCGAAAUCCUUGUUUGAACAUGCUCUUGGC
Molecule: messenger RNA, 3176 nt
Organism: Thermothielavioides terrestris NRRL 8126
Lineage: Eukaryota; Fungi; Ascomycota; Sordariomycetes; Sordariales; Chaetomiaceae
Exons: 1
Coding region: 126-2801 (891 amino acids)
Source: RefSeq, a predicted model, not a curated record